Messenger RNA from Suillus fuscotomentosus, 1251 nucleotides. RefSeq lists its product as uncharacterized. The transcript has 5 exons. Bases 1 to 1251 code for a protein of 416 amino acids. The record is from RefSeq and is a predicted model, not a curated record. Lineage: Eukaryota; Fungi; Basidiomycota; Agaricomycetes; Boletales; Suillaceae.
AUGAACCAUAACAACUUCCAGCAGCAGCUACUCACCGAGAUCCAGAAAAUGAAUACUCGUCUUGCCGCUGUUGAAUCUGCUAGCCAGAUUAUCCUCACAAACCAGCAAACAGCCAACGAACGUGCAGAGAAACAUGAAAAUGUGCUCAAGGAGUUGCUGACAAGUGUUGAUGCGAUGAUGGCAUUGGGUGCAUCUAAGAGCACCGCUGGCAAGAAGAAUAUCUCUAAUAAACAUCCGGAUUUAAAACCUAUCAUACAGCCAAUAUUCUUUGAGCUCUGUGGCAUAGACCACAAGGUCCGUGGAGAACGAACAGAGCUACUAGCGCAGAUCCCACCUCUUGAGAACGGCGAAGCCUAUGAGGUGUUGAAUGGAGUGAAGGAGUGGAGGCCACGAUGGGCCGCAAAGAUUGAUGAUAAAGUGAACACUUUAUAUAUAGCAGAGGUUAUUGAUCGUGUUUGGGAUAAUGAAACGACACCAGAGAUGAAGGAUGACGACUAUAAACGCAGUGUCAUCACCACCAUGACAAAAUCCUACUGGCGAAACUUGAGUCAGCAAAUUUCUAUCCUCGUAUCUGCUGAGAAGGUCGAGAAGCUCACCAACAAGCAAACAAAUUCACGUUGUCGAGGGAGGCAUCAGACCGUAACAAAUCAUCAUCGUGGUGCCAUUCCAGACUUUGAAAAAUCCUAUGAGUGCAAAGGUUCAGUUGCACUAAUUGAUACAGAUUAUGGGUCGGAUUACGUAUCAUAUGAAGAGGGUGAGCUGAGCGCUGAUUCAGCAGAGCGGCGUAAAGACCAAAAUCAAGGCAAAGGAAGUCGAAAGGUUGUAGGGUUGGAAUGGCGUUCAUUAAAUUACAUAGCAUUUCUCCGGGUCCUAGACGAGAUCCACAGGCAUCGCAAAUCCGGUGGAGAUAAUAGAGGGGUGGAAACUAAUGCACAGGAGGGAACUGCUGGACCGUCAUCAAAGCGCCGCAAAGUAACUAAACCAAAGGACUUACACAAGACAACCUUUGAUACCCAUCCCUCCAAGAUGAGCUCUCGUCUCCCUAAGUCAGGCAAGUCGACAGUCCUGUUCAACACAAUGGUGAAUGCGGUAUGGUUAGAGGGGCACAAGGAGGUCAAGGUUGUGGAAGGCAUAGAGUGGCUCAAGGACUUCAGGAAGUCUAUUCGCGAGGAAGACUUGGCGGCAGAGGACAAGAAGUAUCUUGAUGAGCUGGAGGAGUGGAACACUGAUGAAGAGGAUGAGGGGAUUUAG